AUGGACUACCACAACUCGGACGGAUGCUCGGUGUACGCAACAGGAGAAAGCCGCACGGAAGUCAUAGGAAGAUGCCGAGCAUGCCGAACUUGUGUUCGACAACACGGCAACAGUUACCUCGACCAACGUCAUUGCCGCUACUGCUCCGAGAUUCUUUUCCAUUUGAAAGAGUUGGAGAACGAGCGCGAGCUCUUCCGACAUAUAACCAUCUGGGACAUUGGGAAAUUUCCACGGACCUGCCGAAGGGUUACUUGUUUCUUCUGCUUCCUAAUGGACUACCACAACUCGGACGGAUGCUCUGAGUCCGCUACAGGAAAGAGCCGGAAGUCAUAGGAAGAUACCGAGAAUGCCGAACUUUAAGGCAAAGUUCCCUCGACCGACAUCAUUACCGCUACUGCUUCGGGCGUUUCGGAAGAUAUCAACGACUGCCAAACUCCAACGCCUGUUUAUGCCUGAUCCCUGACGACAUGAAGAACCUAGACAGAGACAUCGACUGCAUCAGACGACAACUCCAGGAACGUCGCUUAUCAGAACCCGUAAGAAUUCAUUUGACUCCAACUUUCCAACCAACUCAUUCACUACACUAG
This is a messenger RNA of Caenorhabditis auriculariae, 587 nucleotides long. NCBI's taxonomy places the organism in Eukaryota, Metazoa, Nematoda, Chromadorea, Rhabditida, Rhabditidae. The record is from the annotation of a GenBank genome assembly.